AUUCAUUUAAGAUAUUUAUCUACUAAAGUCUAGAUGGCACAAUUGAAAAUUUGUGAUAUUGAUUAUUACAAAGUGGGUUAAUGAUGAAAAGUCCUUGAAAAUUGUAGUUUCAGCAGUGAUUCAUACGGGUCGCACCAUACCUUCACGGAUUGUGCGCUUUUGGGACCAUUCAUUCAUUCAUCUUUUUGUUAUUGUUGCGGAGGUCAAUUUUUUAUAUCGGAAGACAAAUUAAUCCAAAUUUUUGAAAAAUCUGCAAUUCUGUCACCGAAUUAGGUCUUAAGUGGAACAACAUGGCGUUAAAGAACCAAGUUGGUCAAAAAAUCAUGAAUGAAGUAAUUAAGCACAAGCCUACCAAGAAGAAUGGGCCAACCCCAGGACAGCAAGCCCAUGGGGUAGAGUGGAGGAUCCUUGUGGUGGACCAGCUUGCCAUGCGGAUGGUUUCAGCCUGCUGUAAAAUGCAUGAUAUAUCAGCAGAAGGCAUUACAUUGGUUGAAGAUAUUAUGAAGAAGAGGGAACCACUUGGUACCAUGGAAGCUGUGUACUUGAUAACUCCUUCAGAAAAGUCAGUUCAUGCUCUAAUGAACGACUUUGAACCUCCACGGCAGAUGUACAGAGGGGCACAUGUAUUUUUUACAGAAGCAUGUCCAGACCAAUUAUUUAGCACAUUGUGUCACCACCCCGUAGCAAAAUUUAUCAAAACCCUAAAAGAAAUCAACAUAGCAUUCAUUCCGACUGAGUCACAGGUGUUCUCAUUGGAUUCACCAGACACGUUCCAAUGUAGCUACGAUCCCUCGUUUUCCGCCGCCAGAAACGCCAAUAUGGAAAGAAUGGCAGAACAAAUUGCGACACUAUGUGCAACUCUAGGAGAAUACCCUCACGUCAGAUAUAGAACCGAUUGGGAAAGGAAUGUUGAGCUGGCUCAACUAAUUCAGCAAAAAUUGGACGCCUACAAAGCCGAUGAACCUACCAUGGGAGAGGGACCGGAAAAGGCGAGAUCGCAGUUGCUGAUCCUCGACCGAGGUUUCGACUGUGUAUCUCCUCUUCUUCACGAACUCACCUUCCAAGCAAUGGCCUACGACUUACUACCAAUAGAAAAUGAUGUCUAUAAGUACGAAGCAUCAGCUGGCGUUCUGAAGGAAGUCCUUCUGGACGAAAACGACGAACUUUGGGUCGAUCUACGCCACCAACACAUCGCGGUGGUGUCUCAAAGCGUCACGAAGAAUCUGAAGAAAUUCACCGACUCAAAACGCAUGACCCAGAGUGACAAGCAAUCGAUGAAGGAUCUGUCCACCAUGAUCAAAAAGAUGCCACAAUAUCAGAAGGAAUUGUCCAAGUAUGCGACGCAUCUUCAUCUCGCUGAGGACUGUAUGAAGGCCUAUCAAGGGUAUAUCGACAAGCUGUGUAAAGUUGAACAGGAUUUGGCAAUGGGAACUGACGCCGAAGGCGAGAAAAUCAAGGAUCACAUGCGCAACAUCGUCCCCAUAUUGCUAGAUCCCAAAAUCACCAAUGAAUACGAUAAGAUGCGUAUUAUAGCAUUGUACGCUAUGACGAAAAACGGUAUAACAGAUGAAAAUCUCUCUAAAUUGGCUACCCAUGCCCAAAUCAAGGACAAACAGACCAUCGCUAACCUUCAGUUACUCGGAGUCAAUGUUAUUAAUGAUGGAGGACCAAGAAAAAAACAAUAUACAGUUCCGCGCAAAGAAAGGAUUACGGAACAAACGUACCAAAUGUCAAGAUGGACACCUAUCAUUAAGGAUAUAAUGGAGGAUUGCAUAGACGACAAACUGGACCAGAAACACUACCCAUACUUGAGCGGACGAGCGCAAUCGACUGGAUACCAUGCAGCACCCUCCAGUGCCCGUUACGGCCAGUGGCACAAAGAUAGAGGCCAACAAGCCGUCAAGAACGUUCCCCGGCUGCUCGUCUUCGUCGUGGGUGGAAUCAGCUUCUCAGAGAUCAGAUGCGCCUACGAAGUGACCAACGCCCAGAAAAACUGGGAAGUAAUCAUCGGCUCGUCGCACAUACUCACUCCCGAGGACUUCCUAAGCAAUCUGGCAACGUUGGCCGGCUAGAAUCAGAUGAAAAAGGUUACUUUUAAUGUACCCGAGUAAACAGUUUUGCAGUAGUAGUUUAAAAUAAUGUAAUGAGUCUUUUUAACCACUAUUAUUUCCAAUUUGUGACAUAUAUAGAAUUAAUUUGAUCAGUAGCCGUUCAUUUUCUUUGUUACGACGGUUAAAGCUGUUCAAAAUUGACAAAUGGGCUUGAAAUUUGCACAGAAUUGUCGUACAUUCUUUUGUUGCUUUUGAAACUGUGGUACAAUCAAAGAAAAUGUUUAAAGUGCUGAAAACUCAAGGCCUUCGAUGAGUUUUUGGUUAUAAAUUUGCAAUUGUGGUCAUAAAAAGACUCAUUAGGCUUAAAAAGUAUUAUUUCCCACCGUUUUUUGUAUUUAUCCAAUAGCAGAUUUUUUUGUUUCAACUUUUUGCGUUUAUUGGGAUAUUAUUAUCGCUUUAUUUACAAAACUGUGUAAACAGUAUAAAAAAGGCGGUUUUGAGGAGUCUUCCUAAUAAAAUUAAUUUUAAAAGCCAGGGAUUUACCACAAAAAAACUUUAACAUAU
Molecule: messenger RNA, 2615 nt
Organism: Diabrotica balteata
Lineage: Eukaryota; Metazoa; Arthropoda; Insecta; Coleoptera; Chrysomelidae
Source: the annotation of a GenBank genome assembly